Messenger RNA from Juglans regia (Persian walnut), 1942 nucleotides. RefSeq names its product WD40 repeat-containing protein HOS15-like. Lineage: Eukaryota; Viridiplantae; Streptophyta; Magnoliopsida; Fagales; Juglandaceae. Gene Ontology annotation, biological process: regulation of transcription by RNA polymerase II. Gene Ontology annotation, molecular function: transcription corepressor activity; protein binding. The record is from RefSeq and is a predicted model, not a curated record. Gene Ontology annotation, cellular component: histone deacetylase complex. The transcript is spliced from 14 exons. Bases 70 to 1770 code for a protein of 566 amino acids.
UCCCCUACCAAUCUCGACAGUUCUCUCUCUCUCUCUCUCUCUCAAUUUACCCACCAGAGCUUCACGAAGAUGAUCUCCAUCACUUCCGCCGAGUUGAACUACCUUGUUUUUCGUUAUCUCCAUGAAUCAGGUUUUACACAUUCAGCUUUUGCUUUUGGAUACGAAGCGGGGAUUAAUAAAAGCACUAUUGAUGGUAACUUAGUUCCACCAAGUGCUCUUUUUACAUUUGUCCAAAAAGGAAUUCAAUAUCUUGAGCUGGAGGCAAAUUUGAGUGGUACGAAUGCUGAUAUGGAUGAUGAUUUCUCAUUUCUACAACCUCUAGAUCUUAUUACAAAGGAUCCCUAUGAACUACAGAGAAUCAUAAAAGCUAAAAAGGAAAAUCUACAAAAGGAUAGACUUGAAGAAAAUGGGAAACAUAAUGAAGAUACCCAAGUAAACGAACUGGAACAUACACAAGAAAGAGAAGAGAAAAAAGGAAGAGAAAAAGAACAAGAACCAGGUAAAGAGACAAUAGAGAAGGAUAGGGAGCACGAAAAGGGUAAAGAGAAAGAGAAGGCACACCAGGAUCACAUCAUCAAUGGAGAAAAAUGUGAAGAUAAGUUCGUAAUGGAAUAUGAAGAAAAUGGAACUUUAGGGCCAGAACCAAUGGACAUCUCAACAAACACAAUGUCCUUGCCUUGUGACAUUUCUAGUCAUGAUGUAACAAUUCUAGAAGGCCAUACAUCAGAGGUUUUUACUUGUGCAUGGAGUCCAUCAGGUUUGCUGCUUGCAUCUGGGUCCGGAGAUUCAAGUGCCCGCAUAUGGACCAUUGCAGAUGGGCCUGGUAGCUCAAGUUCACAAAAUGGACCUUUAAAUGUUGUGGUGCUGAAGCAUUUCAGAGGUAGAACCAAUGAGAAAAGCAAGGAUGUAACAACACUGGAUUGGAAUGGGGAUGGGACUUUACUUGCAACAGGAUCUUAUGAUGGGCAAGCAAGAAUAUGGAGUGGAGAUGGGGAGUUGAGGAAUACAUUAAACAAGCAUAAAGGCCCAAUAUUUUCUCUGAAGUGGAACAAGAAGGGUGAUUAUCUUCUUAGUGGCAGCGUGGAUAAAACUGCAAUUGUGUGGGACAUAAAGACAGGGGAAUGGAAACAAGCAUUUGAAUUUCAUUCAGGUCCUACACUUGAUGUCGAUUGGCGAAACAAUGUUUCAUUUGCAACGUGCUCCACUGACGGUCUGAUAAAUGUUUGCAAGGUUGGAGAGAAUCGACCAAUCAAAACUUUCUUGGGGCACCAGGGUGAAGUUAAUGCUAUCAAAUGGGAUCCAACAGGUUCACUCUUGGCCUCUUGCUCUGAUGAUUACACUGCAAAGAUAUGGAGUUUGAAGCAGGACAAGUAUUUGCACGAUUUGAAGGAACACAUCAAGGAGAUAUAUACUAUUCGAUGGAGUCCUACUGGACCAGGCACAAACAAUCCUAAUCAGCAGUUAUUGCUGGCAAGCGCUUCAUUUGACUCCACAAUAAAGCUUUGGGAUGUGGAACUCGGGAGACUUAUCUGCAGCUUGAAUGGUCACAGGGAUCCUGUAUACUCUGUUGCUUUCAGCCCUAAUGGCGAAUAUUUGGCCAGUGGAUCUAUGGAUAAAUGCAUGCACAUAUGGUCUGUGAAAGAAGGAAAGAUUGUGAAGACGUAUAGUGGGAAUGGUGGGAUUUUUGAAGUUUGUUGGAACAAGGAAGGUGAUAAGGUUGCCGCCUGCUUUGCUAACAAUGUUGUUUGUGUCUUGGAUUUCCGAAUGUAGAACUUGAAGAGUUUUUGUUAUCAGUCUUUUUUUUUUUUUUUUUUUUUUUUUUUUUAUGGGCUAAAUUAGCUUUCCCUUUCAUCUCUAUCUUUAUAAUUACUUGCAUUGAUAUGUACAAGGCAACAUUGUUUAUUUCGAACUUCUAAUAUAAAAAUAGUGGCUUCAGUUGACU